Molecule: messenger RNA, 2644 nt
Organism: Saprolegnia diclina VS20
Lineage: Eukaryota; Oomycota; Saprolegniomycetes; Saprolegniales; Saprolegniaceae
Exons: 6
Coding region: 1-2610 (869 amino acids)
Source: RefSeq, a predicted model, not a curated record
AUGGGCCGGCGCCGCACCGUGGUCGCGCCCGAAGGCAAGCGCACGAGCCUCGUGUACACCAAGCCCAUAAUUGUGGCGCCCGUCACAGCGCCCAAAGCGCCGGCCGCCGAGCUCGACAUGGGCGAGCGCAAGCGCCAGCUCGUGGCCAACGUCCCGAUCCUGACCAUGGCGAUCGCAUCUGGGACGCUGAGCACGCAGCUCAUGGACGCGCUGACGCCACUGCACUUUGACAACGGCGUCUUCAUCGUACGGCAAGGCGAGAAUGACACGGACAUCUACAUCGUCGAGAGUGGCACGGUCCAGAUCACGCGCGCGCGGCUCAAGAAGCUCAACAAGGACGACCAGCAGCAAGUGUCGACGCGCACCGAGUUCGAGUACUUUGGCGAGUCGGCCUUUGCGUACGCGCUCUCGGUGCAGCGCACGGCCAACGCGAUUGCCGUCGGCGAUGUCAAGUGCUUUGCCAUGUCGCUGCACCACUGCAAUGUGUACCUCGGCGCUGUCCGGGAUCUCAUGCGCUACCGCCUUCAGAUGCGCGAGAACGGCGUGCUCGACAACCUCAACGUCUUUUCCGCGCUGACGCUGCCCCAGCGCGGCCGCAUGCUCGGGCUCUCGACGCUACGCGCGUACGAGGAUGGCGCGUACGUCUGCAAGCUCGGCGAAAUGGACGACCAGUACUUUGUCCUUGUCGAGGGCGAAGCCAAAAUCUGCAUCCGGCCCAACGGCGUCGAAGUCGAGCUGCUUCGAAAAGUGUCCUUCCAAGGGUUUGGGGAGAUGGGCCUCUUCGGCAAGCCCCGGACGGCCGAUGUCAUUGCGGUCGGACCCAUCGUAUGCAUCAUCAUGAACCGAGAGAGCUUUGUGAAAGCGCAAACGGGCGGCGCGCACGACGCCGAUGGCGGUGUCAUGGCGACGACCGUCUCGAACGAGUGGAGCAUGUUGCGGCGGCUCGAGGCCAUGCACAGCAACCCGCGGGUCGUCGAGCACCUCGUCAAGCUCGUGCGCAAAUUCCAGUCGAUUCAAACGCAGAAAUUUGCCGGCAAAACCAUGUACACCGACUUGUACCGGCGCGUGUUUGCCAACCCACGGCUUGCGCUCGGGUUUCCGUCGAUCUCGAACCGCAUCGACUGGUUCGACCCGAUCUCGGCGCGCAAGGUCAUUCGCUUCGAAACCAAGCGCAUUCUCAACACCGAGCCGUCGAGAGAUCGCCCGCCGGACGACGUCGCCUUCCUCGGGCGGCUCGCCGAGACGUCGACGCUCCUCGAAAAAUUUCGCACCGACGACACCAAGCGCGACGGCAAGUUCCUCAUGGCGGCGCAGCUCGCGCGGCUCAUGGAAUUUGCGAUCGUCCGCCGUGGCAAGUACAUUUUCAAGCAAAACUCGAUCGAAGGCAAGGCCUACAUGGUGCUCAGCGGCGACGUCAGCGUCGUCUUUGAGGACGGCGAUGGCAGCGUCGGCCAUGUGGUCGCGACCUUGACAGGCGGCGACAGCUUUGGCGAGCUCACGCUGGUCACCAACAUGCCGCGGUCGGCGUCGGCGGUCGCGGCCACCGACGUCGAGCUCAUCGUGCUCCAGCGCCGCCACUUUGCGCGGCUCCUUCCCGGGUUUCGCAUUCGGCAUUAUAUCAUUGAGCGCGCCGAUUACCUCCACGAGCUGUACCCCAAGGCCGACCACAAAGCGUGCAUCCGGGUUGCGUUCGAUAUGACCGAGGGUACGUACCACGCGCAGCACAUCUUCCUGCGCCACGGCCACCACGCGCCCAGCUUCUUUCUCCUCCUUGCGGGCGUUGUCGGAGUCUACAAGCCGGCGCCAGAUGACAGUCGGGGUGUCGUGCACGUCGGGAGCCUCGGCCCUCAGCAGUUUUUUGGCGCCAGCGUCUUUGCGCUCCAUGAUACUGAAGACGCAACGUACAUGGCGACAACGACCGUCACGGUGCUCGAGCUUAGCGAUGCCAAGGCGCGCCGCAUGGACCUGCACAUGAUCCAAGCAACGACGGCAGCGUUGACGGCGCGGGCCAACUGGGAGACGUCGGUCGUCGCCAGGACAACGUCGCCAGCUUUGGUGUUUGACCCGAUCUGCCCGUGGGCCUUUCUGGGCGACGACAAGACGCAGCUCCAGCACCAAGUUGACAAUUUGCUAGACGCCGCCCGCACCGAGAGCGGCGGCGUGCAGUGGGCGAUGACGAAACAAAAGAAGAGCCAAAGCGAGGUUCGAAGUCCACGCGGAACACGAGACAAAGUACCGUGGAGCGAGCCCGUGUUUCCGCUGCCAACCAACGACUCCAAGAAGCCGCUCCUUGGGUCGUUUCUUUCGCGGAAGCUCCAGAGCUACCAAAUGGUGACGGCGGUCGUGCCGGUCAAGCGACUCCUCGCGCCACUGCAAGCACCGAUCGAGAUGCCAUCCAGUCCGGCGACACCACGCAUCGCCAAGCACCACCACCGACGGGCGUCCGUGCCAUGGGCCAUGGCGGCUGAGAAAGCAACGUCGGCGCCCGAGCCCGAGGUCGACGAGACGGAUGCGGACGACGACGAAGACUACGUCAUCGACUGGAAUACCGACGACUGCAGCGACGUGUGGAAAUUCGACCGCGUGCACGAUGACAACUUGUAUUUAUAACCGUCCGAGAUCGAUACAUUGAUAGUUUUCCAAA